CACACAAAUAGAGAGCCCCCGUCCCUUCCCAGUUUUCCAGCGAAGCACAGCGCCGCGCAAUCAUCCUCUCUCGGCUUCGUGGCUCGUGGGUAACUCAAACUCCACCAGCGGUGCGUGGACGCGUCCUAUUCUUCUUCCCUCCCCACCUUUCCCCAACCUCUCCUGUCUCCUGCAAAUCCGAUCUCCCCGCGAUCAUGCGCAACUACGCCGCCGCCCAGCCCUCUCCUCCCGCCUCCUCUACCGCCACGUACGGCUCCUCCGCCGCCUACGUCGCUCCCGCCGCCAUGUACGGCUCAGGCGCCGCCUACGUCGCGCCCGCCUCUUCCGCCCCCGUCGGCGGAUACACCUACCCGGCGCCCGCCUCCUCCGGUGGCAGCAGCGCCGGGUACGCCAAGAUCCCAACCUACCCGGCGCCCCCGUCGGCGUACCCUAACCCCAAACCUGCCCCGACGCAAGUCUCCACCACCCACGCCGGGGCGGUCCAGGACCCCACGGCGCCGCCGUCGCCGCUGGUCAAGGCCGGCGAGCUCGUCACGCGCCUCCGGGAGCAGGGGCAGGCGCUCAUCGCGGCGCGCCGGCCCUGGGCCGAGGUCUUCCGCGCGCCGGCCUUCUCCAAGCCGCCCUCGCUCGGGGAGGCGCUCGCCCGGAUGCGCCGCAACACCGCCUACUUCCGCGCCAACUACGCGCUGGCCGUGCUCGCCGUCGUGGCGGCCUCGCUGCUCUGGCACCCCGGCACGCUCUUCGUGCUCCUCUUCCUCUGCGCCGCCUGGUUCUUCCUCUACUUCGCGCGCCCCGCGCAGGGGGGCCAGCCGCUCAGGGUCCUCGGGAUGGAGUUCGACGACGGCACCGUGCUCGCCGCGCUCUGCGGGGUCACCGUCAUCGCCAUGCUCUUCACCAGCGUUGGCUGGAACGUCGUUGGCUCCGUCAUGAUUGGGGGCGCGCUGGUCAGCGCGCACGCCGCGCUCAGGACCACCGACGACCUCUUCCUCACGGAGCAGGAGGCCGCCGGGGACGGCCUGGUGGCAGCUGGCAUGAGCGCCGCCGGACCCAUCUUGCCCACAUAUGUCCGCAUUGGUUGAUUCGUGCAGCCGGGUGGGUGUGGUAUUCAUCAAAUCAUGGUUUGCAGUCUUUAUGCAGUUCAGCAAUCUCGAUGUUAUUGCUUGCAGAUAGUAGCAAAUUUUCCUUGUAAUUACCAUCACGAUGUCUAAUAUUGGUUGUGGGUGUGUUAAGCUUUUCUAUAUUUGUGGUGAAACAAGUGCAAUGAUCAUGUGAAAUCAUUGCUGGAUUCCGAUGGUGUUUGGAAUGAUGAUGUUCGAAUCUGUUAUAUCUCAGAAUGACAACAGCGAUUUUGCCCGCACAUUCUAUUUUUGAUGCUUCAA
Sorghum bicolor (sorghum) is the source of this 1379-nucleotide messenger RNA. RefSeq names its product PRA1 family protein B6. Lineage: Eukaryota; Viridiplantae; Streptophyta; Magnoliopsida; Poales; Poaceae. The record is from RefSeq and is a predicted model, not a curated record. Gene Ontology annotation, cellular component: Golgi apparatus; endoplasmic reticulum. The transcript has a single exon. Bases 195 to 1079 code for a protein of 294 amino acids. Gene Ontology annotation, biological process: vesicle-mediated transport.